GCAGUGUGUUGUGUGUUGUCGCCGGCGGCGCAGUGCGUUUUCCCUCGUGUGUUUUGUGCGCUGUGCGGUCGCGGAUGGUCGUCAUCCUGAUCGUGUCGCCGCCCGCGCCCUGCGAUGCCGCCAGCUCCGCCGCCACCACCACCAGCGUGUCGCUCAUCUCUUCCUCUUGUGCUUCGCAGGUCGAGCCCGACGGCACCGUCGCCACCACCAAGGAGGAGGAAUGGGUGACGAAGAAGAAGACGGAGCUGACGACGCGCCGUCAGAUCGAGACGCGCGUCAAGCGGCAGGUGGUGCUCGAGGGCGGAAAGGUGGUGGAGGACUCGGGGCCCAUCGUCACCACCUCCACCACCGAGGACACCGAGAAGGAGGAGCACCAGCAGACGGAGCACCGGACGUCGGGCGAUGACCCUCCGCAGGGUGAAGAGUGGGCCGCCACGGAGGGCCCGGACGGGCUGGUCCGGGAGGUGCGGGAGCACACCGUCAAGAGCCGCGAGGAGCGGGAGGAGCGCGUCGAGACAGAGGACGUCAAGCACCUGGGCGACCUCACCGACGAGGCCUAUCUGGCAGCGGUGUGCAGUGGUCAGGACGUGCGCCUGGCGCUGACAGAGGGCGGCGACGGCGCCAGAGGGGACCAGCUGGUGGAGGCGGCGGGGGCGGGCGAGGGCCCGCGGGAGGUGCACCGCUCGGUGCGCGCGGUGCGCGUCACCGACACGAGCGACGUGCUCAAGCAGAGCGCUCGUCAGCCCGACGGCCGGCUCGUCACCGAGACGAGGGAGACCCGCGAGCGGGAGGAGGUGCGCGACGACGAAGCGCCGGACCCCGAACACACCGGCGACGAGGAGGAGAGGGAGGUGCGCCACGAGAGCUCCCAGAGGCACGCCAGGCUCAAGGACGAGCACGUCGUCGAGUACCUCGCCGACGGCGUCAAGAUCGGCGAGGAGAUGAGGUACGUGUCGGAGGAGGCGGAGGGCUCCCGCGAGGGAGGCGCGGACCCCGCAGACCUGCAGUGGGACAGCCUCAGCACCAGGGUGCGGCGCAUGCGCAGGGCGGCCGCCCCCGCAGACCGCAAGGACGCGCUCACCAAGAGGCCGCUAGACUUCGACCAGGAGGAGGAGACGCGCAAGGCGGAGACGUCCAAAUGGCUGGAGCACCACUUCGGCAGCGAGUCGCGCUCCUCCAAGGGCUCGCUGGACGACGAGGAGGCGGCGGCGCCGGCCACCAACACGAGCUUCAUCAACGUGACGAUGAAGUCGCGGCCACUGGCGGGCCACGGCCGCAGCCGCUCCCCGGCGCAGCCCGCCCCGGGCCGCGGCUACGUCGCCACCGUCAACUCGUCGGCGCGCGUCUUCGUGUCGUCGCCGGAGCCCGAGGAGCACGCCCCCGCCGCCCCCGCCGCCGCCGCCGCCGCCUCCGUGCCGCCGCCGGUGUCGCCGCCGUCCAGCAACGGCGCCUCCGCUGGCGGGUUCUUCCGCGGCGUCAGCGAGUGGUCGGAGCGCCGCAAGGCCGCCCCGCAGCCCACCGUGGUCGUCAGCACCAGCCACGUGCCGCCCCAGAGGGUGCAGGUGCUGCCGACCGGGCCCCACCACACGUUCUCGCCGCUGAACGUGGAGAGGCGCGCGUACAACGGCGUGCCGGAGCGCAGCUCGCCGCAGUACAACGGCAGCGUCGACCGCGUCUCGUCGCCGUACAGCGGCAGCGCAGACCGCGUGACGUCACCGUUCGGCGACCGCGACAGGACGCGGUCGCCGUCGCCGCCGCUGCAGGCGCAGCCGCAGCCGCAGAGGCUGCUGGUCAACGGACACUCGCCCGCGCUGCGCGUCGCGUCCUACGGCAGCGCCGCCGAGAGAGACAGAGACCUCAGCAUCAGGGAGUCGCCGACGCCGCCGCGCGCCAGGGAGCGCGAGCGCGAGGACGGCUACCCCAGGAGGCGCUACCAGAGCGAGGAAGACGACGUGCCCAGCGACGGGUACCGGGGGCAGCAGCGCGGCUGGGAGAGGCAGCGCCGGCGGCAGCGGGAGCCGGACACGGGGGCGGAGCUGCCGGAGGCGGGGAAGGCGCGCCGCCACCCGGAGCCGCCCCCGGACUACUCGCCGCCCACGCCGUCGCCGUCGCCGCCGCCGGAGGAGCGGCCGGGCGCCAAGAAGGUGUUCCAGCGCACGCGCUUCUCGGCCGACAUCCCGCCUCCGCCGCAGCCGCAGCCGCCCCCGCAGCAGACGCACAAGCGCUCCAUCGGCGAGUCGUUCCGCAAGCUGGUGGGCAAGUUCCGCACCUCCAGCUCGGAGCGCAAGAAGCAGCAGCAGCAGCAGCGCAAGGGAGGCAAGCAGCGGGCCGGGUCAAGGUCACCGUCGCCUUCGCCUUUCAACAGCAACAGCACAGGCUCCGGCAGCAUUCCUGGGAGCAAGGCGGCGGCGGCAGCGGCGCGCGCCGGCGUGGGCGGCGCAUGCGCGGUGGACGCGGACGGCUGGGAGGGGGGAGCCAGGCCCUCCGCGCCACCGCGGGCCUCGCGGUCGGCUCAGUCGCGCUCCAGCAGCGGCAGCGGCAACAUGACGCAGCACCAGCGCAGGUUCUACCUGGGCGAGGACCCCUUCGGCGGCAGCAUCUACGGCCGCGAGCGCGAGUACGACGGCGUGGUGCCCGCGCGCAGGAAGCACCGCCAGGUCAACGGGCAUCGCCGCCACGACGAAGAAGACGACCCCGCGAGGUACCACAACGGCGUGAACGGCAGCUCGCUGGGCCGCUUCAGCAAGUCGACGAGCCGGCUGGUGACGUCGGCGUCGUCGACGACGCCGCCGCCGUCGGCGACAGUGGACUACACGCGCAGCGCGCAGACGCUGCCGCGCAAGCUGUACGACGACCACGGCUCGGGCUCGGGCUCCGGGUCGGGCGCCGGCGGCCGCAUCAAGCGCUCGCUGUACGCGCAGCAGAAGAGCGCCGCCGCCAACGGCAGCACCAUCAACGUGUCCAUCAUCAACCACGUGACGCCGCCGGGCCCCGCCAAGCCGGCGCGCACCUACCGCUCCAGCCUGGCGCGCUCGCAGAGCUUCAAUGUGCACGCGCUCUCCUCCGCGCCCGCGACCGCCCCCGCCGCCCCCGCGCCCCUAGGCACCGCGCUCAACGGCGGCCUCUACAAGUCCAACCCGCAGCUCCACCGGCUUGACGAGUCUCCGCCGCCGCUCAAGAGCCCCGGCAUCCUGGCCAGCAUCUCUCGCAGCCAGCGCGACCUCACCAGGGCCGCAGACCCGGAACCGGACGUCGACCGCCUGCACCGCGCCUCCAACUUCACAGACGCCAAGUUCUCCAGGAGCACGAGCAACCUGGUAAACAACGGCGGGCUGAGCCCCCGCGAGAGCAAGCGGCGCGUCUUCCUGCAGGAGCUGCGCGAGCGCGCGCCCGAGCUGUACCGCACGCUGCACGCCAGCGACGACGUCGCCAGCGACCUGAGCGCCGAGCCGGCGCCGCCCUCGCGGCCCGCGCGCGCCGCCCACCGCCCCUACCGCAACGGCGCCGCCCCCCGCGCCGCCGCCGCCGCCGCCAACCUCGACUACAGCAGCUCCUUCCGCUCCUCCAGCACCGCCGACUCCCCGUCGUACCGGUCCACAGACAAGCGGACACCGCUGGUAAACGGUUCCGGCACCACAACUAGUGUGGAGCGGCGGCGGGGCAGCGGCAGUGAUGACUACUCGGAGACGGUGCGCAUUACGUCGACCGUGGAUGACCCAGUGAGGCCCAGUGUGAUCAACACCGUGCAGAGCUUCACCAAGAAGACGGUGCCGCUGAGAGGCGGGCUCUCCACCGAGACCAUAGAGUCCAGUGAGACGACGACCGUCACCAAGAGCCGGUACACCCCAUCGCCGAGGCUGCUGGAUGGGCCCUCGUCAUCACACAACGGUGGCGUCGUCAUUGAGGUGCGGCCAAGGAAGUGAACUGGAGCCUCGACUGCUGCGAGCUAUCUGUAGUCUCGCGAAUCUACUCGCGGAAAGAAAAACUCUCUACUUCUUGAGAAUCCUCCCUCUUCCUUGAAGUAGAUCCCUCAGGUCGUAAGAUACUGUUCCUGCUUGUAAGGCAGAAAGCCAGUUGCUGAGAUGACCCUGAAAUGAUGCUUCUUGUAUGCAUUCUUUCUGUCACCAUAAGCAUCUUUCCUACAUAGCCGAGCUGAUUAUGAUUCACACCACCCACUAUUGCAUUAAACCACUGAUGUAUUUCUCAAAAUUUGUGCCUGUUUGAUCCCCCGUGGAACUAUGAACAACUGCAUGUGUACUAAGUGCCACAUACGUAGAUCAAUGCUGCUAUUAUUAUAUACUCACGAGUUUUCCUGCUGAUGUCUUAUAUGGGGUAUUAUCUGCAUUCUGAAGUGCCUAUAGUAAUAGAGAAAUAUCAGUGCCCCUUUGUUGAAGAAAGACAUUUUUAAAAUCUAUAUUUGCUAGACAGUGCCUCAAAAUAACACUCAGGAAUGAAUAACAUUCUACUGAAAUAACGCUGUAAAUUACACCAACUGACAUUAAAAAGUGAGAAAGCUCUGACACUAAAGUAUGAUCUAUUUUUAACAUUAUGUGGCACUGCUAUAGUAUGAAGCUCGAUUAUGUACUUAAAGACAGUUCAGAUGUUGUAGUCUGGAAUGUUCCUUACUUCCGUUUUUAUCUGAAAUUCAACACACUGCAUUGUUUCUAUAGAGCACCUCAACAAAAUUACAUAUAAACAUAUUCGUCUCAAGGUCCCACUAAUAUUUUUUUAGUUGUAAGACUUUAGCAGACAAUACAUAGUCCUCUCCUGAUCAUCAGUGCAAGGAAAUCAUCAGUUACAUUAAUUACCAAAGCUAUGAAAGAAAUGUUUCAUAUCUGCAGAACAAUUCAUCUCAUAUUAAAGUGUGAGAAAAGAACUUUUUUACACUCAUUCAGCACUUUUAGUGCAAAAUAGGUUACAAGUGUAACAGCUCCAACAGGUUGAUUAACAUGUGUCUUUAGAAAGAUCAUCUGUACAACAUACUACAUUUGAAGUCAUUCUGCAAUAUUCAUACAAUAAAUGACCUGUUGUAAAGUAUCUGUGUCACAUUUUUGUGAAUUCAGUAUCCAGUCAAAGUGCCAACAUAUAAAAUUAUGUUUUAUUUUGUUGUUUAAUUAAUGUAAUUACUGGUAAAAAUCACAUACAGUAGAUAUAAUAUUGGUGCUAAAAUAUGAUGUCCAUAUAAUAUAGAUAUCAUUUGUGGUUUUAUACCCUAUAGUGUGAUUUAUGUAACAAAUUAAAGUGAUAUAAAUAUGAUAUAUUAACCAGUUAAAGAAAAAUAAUAUAGUUGAGAGAAAUGCUAGCAUAUUAAAGGCAUGUGCUGCAAAUGUAUUCAGGGCAUAUGAAUUUAGAAUUUAACAGUACUGAAGAUUAAGUUAGGUUUAAAACUAAUUUUGACAAUUAAUAGAUGUACAAUAUAAAUACAGCACAUCGAGUAAUUUGAUCAAAACUCUGCUUAAGUGAGGGCUGUAUGUGUAACACAUAAUUUUCAUAUAUAGCAAAUACUGCAUAUUUUUGUUUUUUGUAUCAAAAACAUUAAAAUUUUUCAAUAAAUACAUUAAUACUA
Molecule: messenger RNA, 5566 nt
Organism: Schistocerca nitens (vagrant locust)
Lineage: Eukaryota; Metazoa; Arthropoda; Insecta; Orthoptera; Acrididae
Gene: chas
Product: serine/arginine repetitive matrix protein 1
Exons: 13
Coding region: 75-3923 (1282 amino acids)
Source: RefSeq, a predicted model, not a curated record